Drosophila suzukii is the source of this 2393-nucleotide messenger RNA. Its product is annotated as lysosome membrane protein 2. The record is from RefSeq and is a predicted model, not a curated record. Gene Ontology annotation, cellular component: membrane; cytoplasm. Gene Ontology annotation, molecular function: scavenger receptor activity. NCBI's taxonomy places the organism in Eukaryota, Metazoa, Arthropoda, Insecta, Diptera, Drosophilidae.
CGAGAUCGCCGCAUUAAGUUGUCAAAAUUUGUGAGAAUAGGAAGUGCGUGGCAGUUCAGUUCGAUUCGAGACAAAGCAGCGAGAUUCUAGCCCAGCGAUCAGAAUCAAAAUCAGAAUCAGAGGCAGGCAACAGUAUCAGCUAAGGCCCAGAUCGGAUCACGUCGGAGCGGGACUCUCGGGUGGACAAUCGUCAGGAAUCAAGCACUCGACCUAUUAAAACCUAUUAAACCACAAGCAAAACAAAUUAAUCGACGGCGGUUACCAUGCAAAUUCACCCGAUCCUAAUCGGAAAUUCAAUCACAAUAACGCUACCGACCUGUUAAUAGUUUAAUUUGCGGUCAUAAAUAAUAACACAAGAAUUAAUUGAUUUUCGUCAUAAAUCAAUAAAUAACUAACCCACUAACCAGCCGUUCAAUCCAGUGCACCCGUUGAAAAGGAAGGGGAAAAUACUGAAAAAAAAAAUAAAAUAAAAUCAGAUCGCGCCCGAGCUAAAGUUUUUUAGGUGCUGAAAUGAAACUAUUUACCAACAAAAACCAGCGCAAUGCAAAGCUGCUGCGCAGCGCUGCCCUCGGGAUGACCCUGCUGUUCUUCGGGUCACUGGUCCUCAUCGCGGACCCACUCCAAAGCAUCCUGGACGCGCAAUUGAGCUUGAAACCAGGCGCCCUGCUCCACCGACUGUGGCUGUCGCCACCGCUGGAUGUGUAUAUUAAUGUGUACAUGUUCAACUACACCAAUGUCGAUGAGUUCACGGCGGGCAGGGCAUCCAAGUUGCAGCUCCAGGAAGUGGGACCUUACGUUUACAAGGAGGUAUUGAGUAACCACAACGUCACCUACAACGAGCCCAACAAUACCAUCACUUUUGUACCAAAACGGGAGUAUGUCUUUGCACCGGAACGAUCUGUGGGCGAUCCCAAGGUCGACCGCAUCCGGGCACCUAACAUUCCGCUGAUGGGAGUGACCACACUGGCCUCCAGUCUAUCGAUGUUCGCCGCUUUGGGACUCAGUGCCAUUACCAGGCAGCUGGACUCGCAGCCCAUGCUGGAGAUGAGUGUCCACGACUACAUGUGGGGCUACGAGGAUCACCUGGUGGAACUGGCAUCUCGGUUCGUCCCCAACUGGAUUGACUUCAAGAGCUUCGGCAUAAUGGAGAAGCUCUUCCGGGAGGGAAAUGAGAGCAAUGUGUUCAACAUGAACCUACCGGAGCCAAAGGACAAGUAUGGAGUGAGGGUCACUGAUGCUCCUCGAGGUUACACCGUGGACAGCGUUAAUGGAGAACGUGGAUUCAAAGGUUGGGACUACAACCAGGAGACAAAUGGAACCAUGUGCAAUCGCAUCUGGGGCAGCCACGAUGCCACACUCUUCCCGCUGGACAUGGAUGAGAACGACGAGUUCUUCCUGUACAGGCGAACCUUCUGCCGGCGACUCCCCGUGAAGUUCAAUCGCACCACCAGGUACAAUGGCCUUGAUGCCUACGAGUUCGUGAUGGAGCCGGACUCCUUCGAUAGCGACGUGGACAACACCAACUCCUCGUGCUACUGCAAAAACAACCGUUGCCUUAAGAAGGGAGUGGGAAGCGUGUCACCCUGUUACUACAACAUUCCUCUAGCGAUUACGUAUCCGCAUUUCAUGCAUGCCGAUCCCAGUCUACUGGAGCCAUUCGAAGGCCUUCAGCCCGAUGAAGCGCGUUUCACGUCUACCUUCGUCGUGCAACCGCAACUGGGAGCUCCGAUGCAGGGCACUCACCUGCGGUUGCAAGCCAACCAGGUGGUGGGCAAGGUGAACUUCAACCGGAUGAUGUCGCCCUUCGAGAACAUGGUCCUGCCCCUGCUUUGGGUGGACCUGAACAUCGAUGUCCUGUGCCUGAGCCUGCGCCUGCUCAUCCAUGGCAUCAAGUGGGGCUUCCCGCUGCUGCAGUGGAGCGCUGCCUUGGGAAUGCUGCUGGCCGGCGUUUACCAGCUGUGCAGCGCCCUGAUGCUCUGCAUUUGGCCACCAACCAAACAGUUCCAGAAGGUCGAUCAGAUUGAGCGGGGCACGGCCAUUCAGGUGAUCAAUGCUGGACUUAGUUUGGCCACUGGGCUGAGGAAAUCCUCGCUUCAGCUGGAUCCAGAGGAGCAGCUCAAUUUGCUCUUCGGCGGCGGCACCAUCAUUCCUAAGUUGGCCAAGGCGUAACCCAGGAUCGGAAUGCUUACCUCAACUCAAGAAGGGGCAACACUGUGAUAUUUAGGCUUAAGAUUCGGUGUAAAUUAUUGUGCUCAUCGGAAACAACUUAGGGAACGUCCUUGCCUACGUACUAGUUAACAAUAACUAUAAGCUAGGGCUAAAGUUAGAGUGGUAACAGUAAGCAAUGUACAGCUGAGCUUGCACUCGAUAAAUACAGGUCGAUAGCUAUCUAA